Plasmodium inui San Antonio 1 is the source of this 771-nucleotide messenger RNA. RefSeq lists its product as hypothetical. The transcript has a single exon. Bases 1 to 771 code for a protein of 256 amino acids. The record is from RefSeq and is a predicted model, not a curated record. Lineage: Eukaryota; Apicomplexa; Aconoidasida; Haemosporida; Plasmodiidae.
AUGAACUUGUCCAUAUGUUGUUUUAAAUGUAUUUUGUUGAUUUCUCUCUGCGUCGUAACGGCAUAUGGGAGCGCCGAAAGAUGGGUAGCUAAUGAAAAUGCAGAUGCUGUAGGUGAACGUGACGCGCCCCUAUUGAGCACAACUGAUGCUGAUGAUUUUGGGGGGAGGGUCAAUAAGGCCCACCAUAUGGGAGAUCUGAGAAGUGUGUAUUUAAUCAGGAAAGGGGUUGAUCCAGGUAUAAAUGAACCGCCAGCGGAAGCAUCCUUUUUAAGUGUGCGGAGUGCAGCCACGAUGGGGGAUGAAAACGAGGAAGAUGAUGAGGAGGAGGACAGUGGGAGUGAUGACACGGAUGACUCCGCUGCUGAGGAGGAAGAAGGUGAGGGAACGGUUAACCUAAGCAUGCAUGAACAAAACGGAGAACUCGAGUACGACGGGAACGAUACGGAGGUGAACCAAAUGGCCCUACUGAAAGAUAUAACUGAUAAAGUUAAGCGAGAAGUAACUGAGGUGAACAUGGAUACAGUUAACCAAGUUGAUGUCCCGAGCAUUGCCGAUCAGGAGAGAAAGAUAAACGAAUUUUACGAGUACGAAAAUGAGGUAUUAAAAAAUAUUCGCGAAAAGAAGAAAAAUAUUUACGCAAUGAUUAAUGAAGAUUUGGAUGAGCUACUGAGGCCUGCCCAGAGGGAGUAUAUGAUGGUGGCUAGAAGUAUAAAAAGUAAGCUGUUGCAUGAGUACGAGCAAAUCCUUCGGGAGGAAUUGUCCCAAGAGUAG